CGAAGGGCAGGGGCCCGUUUACCCUCCCUCCCACCCCGGAGUUAGCGCUGGAAGUUUCCAGCAGGUCGAAGCCGCGCUCUCGGAUGCCACUAGCGCCGGGCCUGGAGGAAGGGGAGCUUAGAGUUGGACAGGAGGAAUGUGGGAAGGGGAGAGAACUGCGACCGAUGGGAGUGAUUGAGGGCCACUAGCAAUGAGCCGGGCUCCGGAUGGAGCCGUGGAUGUGCUAGAAAUAAAGCAGGCGGCAGAGGUAGGGUAGAACUCGGCCGGACUGAGAAGAUAAAAUUCUGUUGUCAGUUAAGACACGUGUUCUUCUCCAGUCCAGGAGUCCUAUUAAUGAAAGAGGCUGGUUAGCUUUGCUCUGUUUAGUGUUCGUAGGCUGCUAGGCACAGCUUAUCAACCAGAAAAUGUACAUGGUUAGCUACAAAGAAGACCAAAUCAGCGUAGAUGGCUUAAUUAACACAAGCCUGUUUCCCCACUGGAGGAUAUGGGGACAGCAAACAAACAAAAACACAAAGUGCAAGAGUGUAUACACUGCUGCUAAGGGUGAUUAUUUACUUAGCAGAUGCAUCCAGUGCCUUCUCGUUGCUAAUACUGUGGGUUAUACAGACACAAAGUUCUCGCUCUCAAGGGGCUGAUAGUCUGAGGUAAGGAGAAAAGUAGCUUCACGCUUGGAUUGUUCAAAGAAAGAAUGUGAUUAAGCCCCAGAGCCCCAAAGGGUCGAGCUCUUUUGGUAUAACUGGGGAAAUUUUUUUAUUUCAUGGUGCUAAAAUUUACUCACGUACAAAAUGGGGAAGAAUGGAUCUGAGCUGUGGCUACUGUAGCAUGGAUAAAGUGACAGCCCUGAUGUGCUCUGGGGUCUUCACCUGAGGAAGUCUUUGUGAAAGGAAACUGUAAAGAUGGUGUAGGCACAAGCAGUUCCUCCCUGUGGAAUCUGAUGGGCAAUGCUAUGGUGAUGACCCAGUAUAUCCGCCUUACCCCAGAUAUGCAAAGUAAACAGGGUGCCCUGUGGAACCGGGUGCCAUGUUUCCUGAGAGACUGGGAGUUGCAGGUGCACUUCAAAAUCCACGGACAAGGGAAGAAGAACCUGCACGGGGACGGCUUGGCGAUCUGGUACACGAAGGAUCGGAUGCAGCCAGGGCCUGUGUUUGGAAACAUGGACAAAUUUGUGGGGCUGGGAGUAUUUGUAGACACGUAUCCCAAUGAGGAGAAGCAGCAAGAGCGGGUUUUCCCCUACAUCUCAGCCAUGGUGAACAAUGGCUCCCUCAGCUAUGAUCACGAGCGGGACGGGCGGCCUACAGAGCUGGGGGGCUGUACGGCCAUUGUCCGCAAUCUCCAUUAUGACACCUUCCUUGUGAUUCGCUAUGUCAAGAGGCAUUUGACGAUAAUGAUGGACAUCGAUGGCAAGCAUGAGUGGAGGGACUGCAUAGAGGUGCCCGGUGUCCGUCUGCCCCGGGGCUACUACUUCGGCACCUCCUCCAUCACUGGGGAUCUCUCAGACAACCAUGACGUCAUUUCCCUGAAGUUGUUUGAGCUGACGGUGGAGAGAACCCCAGAAGAGGAGAAGCUGCAUCGAGAUGUGUUUCUGCCCUCGGUGGACAACAUGAAACUGCCCGAGAUGACAGCCCCGCUGCCGCCCCUGAGUGGCCUGGCCCUCUUUCUCAUCGUCUUUUUCUCUUUGGUGUUUUCCGUAUUUGCCAUUGUCAUUGGGCUCAUACUCUACAACAAAUGGCAAGAUCAGAGCCGAAAGCGCUUCUACUGAGCCUCCUGCGACCACGACCUCUGUGACUGUCACCCAGGAGUGUGGGAGGAGCAGGCACCGGCCUGAGCACAUAGCCAGGCGGGUCAGGGACUCGGUUCUGUCACUGGAGCCUUGGGUGCAGGGACGCUGUGUUCCCGUGGUCACCCGUGAGGACAUCUAACUCUGGAUCAGGAAGCCCACCCCCGGGCAACGCUGCUGUGAUGUGCCUUUCCCCGCAGUCCUGCCACUUGGGAGCGAAGAGGGAUGGAGAGCACACAGGCUGUCAUGAUGCCAAAGCCACCGGAAAGAGUUGCACAGCCCAGGCUGCCUUGUUGUUGGGCUCAGAGGACCCUCGUGCUUCAUUCUUAAAUCUGCAAAGACUAGAAAACUGAUAACUCCUCCUACCUUCCAGCCAUCGAGCCACUGGUGUUUGCUUUUUGUCUAAGCCUCUCUCCACCUGAGGAGCUUUCCUUGGAAAUCUGGAUGGAAACUUCUACCCUGCCUUGCCUUCCUCUCCCUCCAUUCAUUGUCCUCUGCAGAUGCACCCUGAGCUGGAAAAGACAUCUGGCUGCCUCUCUCUUGGGGCCUGGGGCUGCAGAACAAACUUGAGUUUCACUGACCCUCAUUAGGUGGCCGUAGGAGGGGGCAUUCUGCUGGGGCUCACUGCUCUAGCCUGUGUUCUUGCGGGUGGAUCUUGGUUCUGUUGGUGUGUUCAUGACCCUCCCAAUUAAGUCUCUUUAGGCCCUCAGCCAGGUUUGGCUGAAAGCUGGUGUGCAGGUCAAGAGAAGCUUGGGAGACGUCACGGAUGCAGUGGGACUAACUGCGAAACUGACUACUCCACGUUUUGACACCAAAAGCAACAUCUGUCACAUGAUCUGAACACGUGGAGAUGUUUCUGGACUCUCUGGAGCCUGCUUAGCUGCAUGUUUUGUGUUCAUCAUAAUUUUUGGAAUCCUACUUAGAGUGUUCAAAACGUAAGGAAACUUUGUUCUUAUAGCUUGAGCUUGGAUACUCCCCAAAGAGGAAACCUGGCUUCUCUUUCUUAACGGAGAAGGAAUGGUUGUUGUAAAUCUGGAAGCAGUAGACCCCCGUCAUCCGUGCCUGGAAGAGUUCAUUGUCAUUUGAGCAGCCGAGCCUGAGUGUCCUCUGUGGGUCAGCCCUGAUUCCACUGCCUUACCUGAUGAGGUGUCACGUGCUGCUCACCUGUCUGCCCUGUGAUUCCAUUGCUAACAGGCUGGAGGCUCCCUGGAGGGCUUGGACUCUGAGCUCUCCCAGCCCUGUGCUUCUGUAUCCUGAGGGAAAGUCUUAACAUGGCUGAUGGACACCAAA
This is a messenger RNA of Mesoplodon densirostris (Blainville's beaked whale), 3067 nucleotides long. RefSeq names its product lectin, mannose binding 2 like (gene LMAN2L). The coding region runs from base 935 to 1759 and encodes 274 amino acids. Gene Ontology annotation, molecular function: D-mannose binding. The record is from RefSeq and is a predicted model, not a curated record. NCBI's taxonomy places the organism in Eukaryota, Metazoa, Chordata, Mammalia, Artiodactyla, Ziphiidae. The transcript has 8 exons. Gene Ontology annotation, cellular component: endoplasmic reticulum membrane; COPII-coated ER to Golgi transport vesicle; Golgi membrane. Gene Ontology annotation, biological process: endoplasmic reticulum to Golgi vesicle-mediated transport; endoplasmic reticulum organization; Golgi organization.